AUGAACGUGACUGAGAAUUGGAGACUGAGAGUCGACGGUGGCGAAAUAGUCGGGAGACCAGCCGUGCUGAGCGAUGGCGACGUUAUUGUUGGGACACUGCAGGGCUCUGUCUAUCGGAUCAACCCAAUCUCGAAUGGGACCGUCAUCUGGAAGGUUUAUGCAGGAUCCAUUGUUGGCGCACCGGUUGUCGAUCAGGACGACACGAUCUAUUUCGGGAGCGGAGAUCGCAAUGUUUGGGCCCUGACGCCUGACGGCAUGACGAAAUGGCAGUACCUCACCCAACAACCUUUGAUGACCGCUCCUCUGCUGCUUGACAUGAUGUAUCUCUAUGACGGGUCUUACUCUGAUCCAGGGGUUGUGAUAGGAGGCUUGGAUGGAAUCCUGUAUAAACUCAACCUGGACGGGACAGAAGCAUGGACGUUUCAAACCGGAGGACAGAUAAGAGGGGCGGCUAGUGUAACUCAUGAUGGAAAGAUCCUGUUCGGAUCCACGGACAUGUACCUUUACUGCAUCAGUGCAAAAGACGGGAGUUUGCAAUGGAAGUACAAUGCUUACCAGGAGAUCACGAGCAAGCCUCUCGUUCAAGACGUCUCCAUCGUGUUUGGUACGAGACAGAACAACUCAGAUUCAGGACGGAUCAUCGCCCUCAAGUUUGACGGCACAUGGAGAUGGGAGAUCAGCAUAACUUCGUCCGUGGAAGGAGAGCCAAUCGAAGACCCGGAGACAGGAACAGUCUACGCUGCUUCCAACGACGGCAAGAUCUUCGCGAUCCAGGCGGACGGUGCCAUGCAGUGGCGAUACGUCACGGGAGGGUCAGGAGGAGUCUGCGGUGACUACUCGAAGAUCAGCGACGAGAAUGCAAGCCCAACCGUCAGCGGGAAGUGCUCCUUCUCUGAGUUGGGUGCGCAUGGAGCAACCUCACCCUGCUUUGUGCAUGGCAUGUUGGUCACAAGCUCGGCAAACAAGUUUGUCUACGGCCUUGGACUAGAUGGCUCCCUGCUAUGGAAGUUUGGCACGCGGAAGAGAAUCAAAGCUCCGGUUCGGUGUCUGAGUAGCACAGACUCGUUCGGUCGCACCUCCGUCACAGUCUUGGCUGCCUCCAACGACCGUUACUUGUACUCCAUAGAUGUCUCGGUGAACCCCAGCAGAGACUCCAGCAACUUCCCCUGCUAG
Messenger RNA from Guillardia theta CCMP2712, 1173 nucleotides. RefSeq lists its product as hypothetical. Gene Ontology annotation, molecular function: protein binding. The transcript is spliced from 10 exons. Gene Ontology annotation, biological process: amino acid activation for nonribosomal peptide biosynthetic process. The coding region runs from base 1 to 1173 and encodes 390 amino acids. The record is from RefSeq and is a predicted model, not a curated record. NCBI's taxonomy places the organism in Eukaryota, Cryptophyceae, Pyrenomonadales, Geminigeraceae.